CGACCGCACGUGUCCCUACGUUAAUCUUGUAAUAGUAUCAAAGUUAUCAGAGUAAAUAACUUUAAAUUCAUAAAAUCUUUUAUUGCACACUCGUGUAACUACAUCGUGUCGCUGUCAAGACCCCUGCCUGAACAUUUCUUCGAGCCGGAUGAGGAGUGGAAUUUACCGCGUGCCUCGUUGUAACCUCCAACUGACCUGUCGCCACAACGUGCAACCACGUCGGGCGGGUUUUGUGCAGCGGCCGGAAGAUUACAUCGAGACCAUAAUAAUUACAACGAAUACUUCAAGCAUUAGAAAACACAGAAAUCAUAAAAUAAACCAAGAAGGUCGACAUAUAUACUUCGGACGGCGCCAUACUUACCACGCAGUGAGAGUGAGAACCUCUUGUGAGUUCGUUCCAUUUUCCAUACUAUUUCCCCUAAUAUUUUACCAGUUUUAUCCAAUAUUCUUUCUAAUUUUAUUGCUAAAUCCAAUUCAUUUGUAUUUCCACACAAAUUAAUCCUUAUUUUAGCCACCAAGUGCUUCUACAUUGUGGAUACCUGUGAUACUUUUCACUAUUUCAUGGCAAUAAUCACAAUAGUUUUCAUUCCCCCACAAGUUAAUUAAUAUUUUUUCAGCUACCUAGUGCUCAUAGAUUGUGGACACCUGCACCAGUAUUUGUGAUAUUUUGAAUCUCACAUUCAAUUUCAUUCCAGAUCGUUUCGUGCGCAUUGGAUUGCGCUUUGUAUUGCGAACAGCGCGUUCCCGCGUGGCCAAGGUCACGCGCGCCUGCGCCUGCCGUGCCUCGCUCGCUUGCCGCGCCACGCCGCGCUUGCCCCACGCCACGCUUACCUUCACGCGCACCUAUUCACACCCUCAUUUGCACCGUGAUUUUCUGCUUGCAGUUAAAAUUUAAGUAUUCCUUGCUAUUCACAAACUUUCAUUGAUUGUAAAUUGUUUUUUUUGCAUUUUAACUUUAGUGGAUUUCAGUUUCAAUUACAAUGGAUCUCAAAACAUUGAGAAAAACACGAGAUGACGAAUUGAAGGAAAGAGAAACCUUCGAGACGAGCUUCCACGCAGCAGUCGCCUCAGCGGAGGAGUCGCUGGCCAGAAACACCAAGCAGUCCGGCGGGCUCUCCUCGGCGGGCGAUGAUGGGUCACAGGUGACAGGUUCUGGUACUGCAAUAGCGGCCGGGCCUCCUUCACUUAAACUUCCUACUAUUAAUUUACCCACCUUUUCUGGUCGUUAUCAUGAUUGGUUAGGGUUUAGAGAUUCGUAUAUUUCGCUCAUUCAUAAUAACAAUUCGAUACCUAAAAUUCAUAAAUUUCACUAUUUGCGUGCCUCUUUAAAAGACAGUGCCUCAUUGAUUAUACAAUCAAUAGAUUUUUCUGCUGAAAAUUACGAAAUAGCUUGGGGUUUAAUAUGUGACAGGUACAAUAACAAAAGAUUACUUGUCAACAAUCAUAUAAAGGCAUUAUUUGACUUAGAAAUGAUAAUUCGAGAAUCAUCCAGAUCGUUGCGUAACAUGAUAGAUACCGUUAACAAAAAUCUUAGAUCGUUAAAGACGCUCGACUUGCCCACAGAGCACUGGGAUGUGUUGAUUAUACACAUGGUUUCUAGUAAACUUGAUCCAAUCACUUCUCGCGAGUGGGAAGAGGAGAGAAAUAAAAUUAAAGAUAUGCCAUCAUUACAACAAUUCAUUACUUUCGUUAAAAAUCGCGCAGAUUUACUGGAAACCAUGGAAAUAUCACAGCACAAACCACGUCGACACAGUGACGUCACACACACCCGUCCUAAGACAUUCAUAGCAUCAUCUACCUCAAACAUGACUCAAUCUUCGUGUCCUAUGUGCAAGGGUAGUCAUUCUAUUUAUCAAUGUUUUCGUUUUAAGUCGCUUCCAAUAGAAACUCGAAUUACAAAGGUUAAAGAAUUUAAAUUGUGCAUUAAUUGUUUGCGCAAGGGACAUGAAAUUGAAAAAUGUACACUGGGUCCGUGCAAAAUUUGCUAUAAAAAACACAACAGUCUAUUGCACCUUGAAGGACGGAACAAUUCGAAGAGCCUACCAGAAGUAAAGUCAAGUUCUUCUCCUGGGUGCGUAGUACUAUCCACAUCCAAGGGUAACUCACAGCCUGAGGCUCAGUCUCAAGUAAUUAAUGAUAGCGAGAUCACGUUAUCAUCAUGCACCCAACAUAGUCAAGUUUUACUUUCGACAGUUCUAAUUGGUGUUAAAGAUAUUGAAGGCAAAACUCACAAGGUGCGAGCAUUGUUAGAUAACGGUAGUACCUGCAAUAUCAUCACAGAACAAUUACAGUGCAAACUCAAACUUCCGAGUCAACAGACUCAGGUCUCCGUACAGGGACUAUACAAUCAACAUUCACAAAUUACAAAAAGAUGUGAUGUUGACAUUCAUUCAUUAAUGGACAAGGAAUAUAAACGAAAAAUAAAUUGUUUUAUUGUACCUUGUGUCACUCAAAUACUACCAUCACAUAAAGUCAACACAAACUCAUUCAACAUUCCACAGCACAUCCACCUUGCAGACCCCACGUUCCAUACGCCAUCCGAGGUGCAGAUGUUGCUAGGAGCCGACCUCUUUUGGGAGGUGCUCCGAAAUAACCACAUUUCCUUAGGAAAAAACAGGCCAACUCUAAAUGAAACAAGGUUAGGUUGGUUGGUUUCAGGUGUCAGUCCGACCCAGGUACGCAAUUCAAAAAAUAGUAAUUUAUUUACUAACAUUCAGUCAUCAUCACAAUAUACUAUGCAUUCUUAUCAUUUAUCUCAUUCAGAUUCUGAGUUGCAGAAAAAACUCGACCAUUAUUUUCAAUGCGAAUCAUUCGCUGAUCCACCUCGUCUCACUAAAGACGAAAUACAAUGUGAAACCAUUUUCACAGAAACUACAACUCGUCAACCAGACGGUCAAUUUGUAGUUACCAUUCCAUUAAAGUUGUCACCUAGCCACUUAGGAGACUCAUACGAACAGGCACGUGUUAGAUUUCUCGCUUUAGAGCGAAAGUUCAAUCGAGAGCCAUCUUUUAAAGAUAAAUAUAUUAUUGUGAAUUUAUGUCAGAUUAUAUUCAUUUGGGCCAUAUGACAGAAAACAAAACAUUAUCAAGCGAUAACAACGCUUACUUUCUGCCGCAUCACGGCGUACUAAAAGAAACAAGUUUAACAACCAAACUCAGAACCGUUUUCGAUGCAUCAGCAACUACCACGUCAGGUUAUUCUUUGAACGACAUUCAGUUCAUCGGCCCCACAGUGCAGGAUGAUUUAAUAAAUAUUUUGAUUCGUUUCAGGCAACACAAAUAUAUAGUAACUGCUGACAUAGAGAAAAUGUACCGUAUGAUUCUUGUCAGCCCUCAACAAAGAUCAUUGCAACAAAUAUUAUGGAGGUCGGAUCCCACAGAACAAAUAAAGGUUUAUAAACUAAACACGGUUACAUUUGGGUGUGCCUCAUCUCCUUUUCUUGCCACUAGGUGUCUCAAACAAUUAGGCCAAGAUUGCUUAAAUAACAUAAACACAAAACCCACACAACAUAAUCAGAUUAACACAUUAACUGCCACAUCCAUUUUACACGACUUUUACAUGGAUGAUCUAGUGACUGGCAAUGAUAAUUCAGCGUUAUUGGUUGACAUUUGUAAAGAGAUAAAUAAUAAUUUAAAGGGUGCCAAUUUUUAUCUUCGAAAGUGGAAAUCAAAUAACAAAGAUAUUUUGAAUGAAAUUCACGAGCUUGAUAAAACCAAUGAUGAUCCUUUACUUAUGUUAAAUAAUGAUAAACUUUCUAAAACUUUAGGUAUUUUGUGGGACAAUCAAAAUGACACUUUAUUAUUUUCAUCAUUGCCGAUCACUGACACCAACACACCACACCAAACGAAACGGUCUGUUCUGUCUCAAAUUGCGCAAAUAUUCUACCCUUUAGGUUUAAUUAACCCUUGCUUACUACAAGCCAAAAUAAUUUUACAAAAACUAUGGGCAAACAACCUAGCUUGGGACGACACGAUUUCACCUGACUUGCAAAGGCAAUGGGAUGAAUUCCUUAAACAUCUAUCUUCUCUUGACAAUAUACAAAUACCACGUCAUGUUAUAUGCGAUUCUCCAAUACAGAUUCAACUUCAUGUAUUCAGUGACGCAUCUAUGCAUGCGUAUUCAGCAUGUGUUUAUAUUAGAAGUGUCUCCGCUGAUGGUUCUGUUAGUGUACAUCUUUUAAUUGCAAAAUCCAGAGUAGCUCCCUUCAAGAAAAACUUAACAACUCCCAGAUUAGAGCUAGAAGGGGCUUUACUUGCUACAAGAUUAGCAAAAAAGGUAAAAUCCUCACUCAGAAUUCAAAUAGAUGUCGUAAAUUAUUGGUCGGAUUCGACUAUUGUUUUGGGUUGGAUUAAAAUGCCUAAGUCUAAAUUAAAACAAUAUGUGUAUAACAGAGUGACUGAAAUCACAGAUAAUACACAAUCCACAAGUUGGUAUCACGUUCCCACUUCAAUGAACCCUGCUGAUAUUGGUUCUCGGGGUUCGAAUCCACAACAACUUAGUAACAAAAACAACACAAUUUGGUUUUCAGGUCCAGAUUUUCUCCACCAGACUGAAAUACUCAUGCCACCACAACCACUCAACAACAAUGACAUUAUAUUACCGGAAAUAAAAUCACAUUGUCAUUUUUUAAACGAUCCAAUUGAUAAUAACAUUGAUAAUUUUAUUAAACGCUUUUCCAAUUUUUCUAAAUUAUUGCGAAUUUUUGCUUAUGUUUUGAGAUUUAUACAUAAUUGUCGCCAUUCGCUUAAGAAAACUAAAGGUUAUCUGCAAAUAAAUGAAUUUAACUGCGCCGAAAGGCUUUUGUGUGCUCUUGUACAAAGAGAUAUGUUUCCUAAACAGUAUAGAUUGUUACAGAAUAAUGACAAGUUGCCGCUUAAAGAUAAAUUACUCAAUUUAAACCCAAUUAUGGAUCAAACAAAUGUAAUGAGAGUGGGUGGAAGAUUAUCAAAUUCAAAUAAUACAUACGACACUAAACAUCCAAUCAUACUACAUGCCAAUCAUCAUGUCACACAAUUGAUAGUUCAACACUACCAUAAAAUAUUGUUACACGCUGGUCCACAACUCAUGCUAUCCACAUUAAGACAAAGGUAUUGGAUUAUCGGUGGACGUAACCUAACUAGGAAAAUUGCACGCAAUUGCAUAACAUGUUGUCGAUUUUCUAAUAAAAGCAUUCAGCCUAUAAUGGGUAAUCUGCCAAAAGAAAGAUUGCAUACUGAUUUUCCAUUUCAGAACACUGCUGUCGAUUAUGCUGGUCCAAUCAUGAUAGCGGACAGAAAGGGCCGCGGUUGUAGGUUGCAAAAGGCCUACAUAUGUGUAUUUGUUUGCCUCGCUGUACGAGCAGUUCACAUAGAACUUGUCACCGAGCUAAGUACAAACGGUUUCCUUGCCUGUCUCAAUCGAUUCAUCGCUCGUCGGGGUAGGCCGUGUAAGAUUUUUUCCGAUAAUGGAAAGAACUUUGUGGGCGCUUGUAAUGAAUUAUCAAGGUUUUUGAAAAUGAAAUCCAAUGACAUUUCGAUUUAUGCAGCAGAAAAUCAAAUAGAAUUUAAAUUUUCUCCCGCUUAUAGCCCCCAUUUUAAUGGUUUAGUAGAGGGUUGUGUAAAGGCAAUUAAAUUUCAUUUAAAACGAGUCAUAGGUCUUACUAAUUUGACAUAUGAAGAAAUGACAACAUUACUGGUGCAGGUGGAGGCAAUUUUGAACUCUAGGCCGCUCACUCCUCUUUCUUCAGAUCCUUCUGAUCUAGUUGCCCUCACUCCUUCACAUUUCCUUUUGGGACGAACCAUAGGGAUGACCACCUCACUCGUGAGUAACGAGCAGGAGGCCAAUAACAUCUCUACUCUCACAAGAUUUAAGAGAGUAGAAUAUUUGAAAUCCCAAUUUUGGCGGAGAUUUAACACUGAGUACAUUUCAGAGCUCCAGUUGAGAAACAAGUGGCGCGGGCACGCAGAUGGUCUGCGUCUGCACCAGAUGGUGGUGGUCAAGGAUGACCGCUUACCACCCAAUCGAUGGCUGUUGGGGCGCAUCUCUCAUCUCUACCCUGGGACCGACGGCGUCACCCGCGUUGCUGACGUCACCACCACAUCGGGGGUCGUUCGACGAGCGUACAACCGACUGAUCCCUCUACCACUGUUGGACCAAGAUGCUCCAAGGCCGGCAGCAUGUUGACGCGAGACUACACGCAGCGCCAGCGCCCUCUCGCGUCGCACACCGCGUUUCGGCCGCAGUCGUCUCGAGCGACGGUUCUAAAUUUAUAUUUUUCUCUUCCGAUUCACGGCGCCGCGCCGACCGCACGCGUCCCUACGUUAAUCUUGUAAUAGUAUCAAAGUUAUCAGAGUAAAUAACUUUAAAUUCAUAAAAUCUUUUAUUGCACACUCGUGUAACUACAUCGUGUCGCUGUCAA
Messenger RNA from Ostrinia furnacalis (Asian corn borer), 6398 nucleotides. RefSeq lists its product as uncharacterized. Bases 981 to 3068 code for a protein of 695 amino acids. The record is from RefSeq and is a predicted model, not a curated record. The transcript is spliced from 2 exons. NCBI's taxonomy places the organism in Eukaryota, Metazoa, Arthropoda, Insecta, Lepidoptera, Crambidae.